Messenger RNA from Lucilia sericata (common green bottle fly), 3099 nucleotides. RefSeq lists its product as uncharacterized. The transcript has a single exon. The coding region runs from base 1 to 3099 and encodes 1032 amino acids. Lineage: Eukaryota; Metazoa; Arthropoda; Insecta; Diptera; Calliphoridae. The record is from RefSeq and is a predicted model, not a curated record.
AUGUCUCAAGCUAACAAUCAAUCAACUUUCAUCAACAAACGUCGUUCUAUUGAGGAAUUGAAAAUGAAAUACGAAUCAUCAUCUCCCGUCUACGAAACCCCCAAGAUGUCUACAAAACCCAAAUCACCCAAGAAAUUGAAGAAAUCCAAAGUUAAGCAAAUGGCUUCGAUGUUCAAUACCAAAAUGUCACAACUUAUAAAACGUGAUACAGAAGUGGGAAAGUAUUCCACUUUGGUAAAUGCAUUCUCACCAGAACCUAAGCCUCAACCUAAAGCUACCAUUGACAAACCUGUUCCCAAGCCUAGAACACGUUUUACCAAACCUAAAACACCAGUGCCUAGUCCCAGAACUAAAACACUAAACCAAAAUCAAACAAAGCUCUCAAUUUGUUUUGUGGCUGAAGAGGUAUUUGCCAAGUUGUCGGUAAAGGAUAAAGCCAAAUUCUAUACACAAUUUGUAGAGGAAAUGUCUAAAAAGAAUCCUCAAUUCGGACAACAUGCUCAACUAAUGGGUGUCAGCACCCAAAAGAAUAUAAACCAUAGUGGAGUUAUUGUUGAAAAACAAGCCACCGUUAAAGAUUUACUCGAUGAAUUGGAAUUUAAUAAAGUUUUUCCUAAACCCACCGCUUAUAAGAGUCAUGCUAUACAAAGAAUGGAUUCAAUGAAGAGAGCCUUAGCGGCACGCAAAAAAUUACUAGUAAAAACUUCUACUCCUCUUAAAGCCAAGGAAUUUGAGGAUAUUUUCAACAAGGAUAAGCCAACUAAUCAAGAAAAAGUGAAAUCUUUGCCUCGCAUACAUGUGGGAAAUCAAAAUAUAUCAUUGGAACAUCAGCCAGAUUUGACGACUAAUACAAUUUUCCAAAAUCAACAAUUAGAAGAUUUAUUCUUUUCAUGGUUUAAGGAGAAACACGAUAAAGAUGAUGGUGUUGAGGACAUAUCUAAUCAAUCGGAAGUGGAUGAAGAAAAACAAAAAUCUGCUAUAGAUAAACUAUUGGAAGAAGCUAUAGCUAAGUUGGAAGUUUUGGAAAUCGAACAGAAUGCUGAAGCAACUCCUUCACCUAAAAGAAACUCCUUUAGUUCAACAUCCUUGACGAAAGCCUCAGAAACCGAAGAUAGUGAAUCUGGUUUAUCUUCUUUACCCAAGAAUACCAGUGAGGAGUCACAAACUGAAAGUCUGGGCACUAAAACAGACAAUUCGGAAAAUGAUUUUGUAUUUGCCCAACCUUUGAAGCCUUUACGCAAAAAGAAGUUAAGACGCAAUGCUGUAUUCAAGAAAGAAGUCUCACAAAAUGAAAUCAACCAAAUAAACUCCACUGAUUCGGAAUCGGAUAGUAAGCAAACGGAAACUAGAGCUAAAAACAAAAAGUUGUUUAUGCAACCAACGGCAGCAGAAGAAGGGAAACAAACCCAUUUUGAAGCGCAGGAAGUUUUAGAAGAUUUCAAUGAAUCCCUAAUAAGAGUUGUAAACUCACCACGCAAAAUCAAAUCAGCCUAUACUCUCACCGUUUUGGAAACUCCUUUGUGUACACCACGAUCAUCGCUCAACUUUGCUAAAACUCAUUUAAACAGGAGUAGUCAUAAUAUAACUCAAACGGCUUGCGAUACCCUAACGGAUCAAGGUUUUGAAACAGCUACCAAUGAUAAUGAAAGUCCACUCAAAAGAGCAUACGUGCCAGCAGAAACAAACUCACCACUCUCUUCUAACUUGAAUAACAGCAAAAAAGGAAAUUUUGACUACUCAACACCCAUCAAGGAGCAAGAGCAUCAUUCAUUUGCCAAUUGCGGAUCGGGCUCAGCUAAACAACUUUUCAGUCCUAUUGCCAAACCCAUAAAAAGUCGCCGUAAAUCUUUUUAUGACAUGGAAGCCAGACGCAACUCUCUAGCCAUGCAGGUUAUCAGAGAAGAUCAACCUUUGGAAGCUCAAGAAACCUACAAAAGUCAAACAGAACAAAAAUUCUUUGCAAAUGCUCCCACUAUGGAUAUAACUAAGGAAACAACCAAUAAUGCUGUGGAAAAGACUUCAAAAUUUUGGAUAAAUUGUGGUGACUUUUCAGUGGCAUGGGAAAUCAACUACAAUGAAGCCGAAAGAUUGCGACUCUUAUAUGAAAUCUUUAGUCAAACUAGCUGUGAAACCAAGGAUUUACAUUUCGGCAUAGAUGAUCAGAAAUUUUCUGUACAUGGUCCUUAUGAAAGUGAUAAUACCUCAACCCACAUACCAGCUACAAAGGGAUGUUCACACUAUUGGUUCUCUAUCGGAGACUUGGCCAUACCCUUUAGUGGCAAAUACUUAACUCCACAAAAAAUACAACGUCUCUUCCGUGUCAUCAAGGAAACUGUGGAAGAAACUGGCAUUUUACGUUUUGGUGUAGAUCAAGUGGAAUUCUCCAAUGUUCCCGAAUUUUGGUAUCAACCUGCCAAAUUUUCAGUGGAAAGCCAAUACAGCAUGCUAGUGGGUUUACAAUCUGGUGAUAGCAAUGGCUUAGAAGGACGCAGUAAAUACGCCUGGCCUCACAGUAAACCGGUAAUGAUUAGCGAUCUAGAUGAAUCCGACAACUAUGAGGAAAUUGAGCGAGGACGUUUAUCUUUCUCCCCCUUUGGCAGCAAUCAUUAUGAUUUAGCCUCCUUGGAUAAUGAAGAACUAUCCAUGCCCCGCAAUAGCCAAGCCAUGAUGAGUCUAGAAUCAUAUUGUGGUGAAUAUGAAAGUGAACCUUUGGAUCAACUUUUCGACGACAAUCAAGAAGAUAGUCAACCAUCACAAAAUUUAUCACUGCCCGAAAUGGUUUACAACGUAGAAAAUCAACAACAACGUCUAAGUGCUGUACAAGAACAUUUCUCCCGAUAUGUUAAACCCUGCUAUAUACCCAAAGAUUCUUUGGAUGUUUAUAAGGGUACCCCAGAAUAUGUGGAGAAACUCAAGGAUAUUGUGGCAGAUAUCAGUAAUAUUGGCUGCAGUAAUCAUUUUAAAUCAUGCUCUGUGGAUGAACUGGAAAGUUAUAUGCAUUUUCUUAGUCGUUAUGCUGAAAUCUGUUUGAGUAGUUGCAGCCAACAUAUGGAAACAGUUUUGGAAGCUUUAGUCGAUUAUAAAGCAGUAGUAGUUUAA